Molecule: messenger RNA, 291 nt
Organism: Pseudozyma hubeiensis SY62
Lineage: Eukaryota; Fungi; Basidiomycota; Ustilaginomycetes; Ustilaginales; Ustilaginaceae
Product: prohibitin PHB1
Exons: 1
Coding region: 1-291 (96 amino acids)
Source: RefSeq, a predicted model, not a curated record
AUGGAAGACAAGGAAGGGCUGCUUUUCCUUUCAGACCGCAUAUGCUCGCGACUUUUCGCCAUAGUCCAUGGCAUCAAGGCGCAGGCCGAAGCCGCCGAAUCACUCUCGCCCGCCAUCCGUAGUGCCGACUCGACUUCUCAAUUCUCCUCGAAUCCUUCAUCGCUCCAGCUCGAAAUUGAUCACUUGUCCGUGACGAACCCGAACCAAGUCGGCACGACGAACGCGCUCGGCUUCGCCACCUCGCCGAUCCAAGCGCUUCUUGAAGAAAUCGAGGCCAAAUACUCGACCUAG